Lemur catta (Ring-tailed lemur) is the source of this 2878-nucleotide messenger RNA. RefSeq names its product neuroplastin (gene NPTN). Gene Ontology annotation, cellular component: plasma membrane; axon. The coding region runs from base 747 to 1835 and encodes 362 amino acids. Gene Ontology annotation, molecular function: cell-cell adhesion mediator activity. Gene Ontology annotation, biological process: axon guidance; dendrite self-avoidance; homophilic cell-cell adhesion. The transcript has 8 exons. The record is from RefSeq and is a predicted model, not a curated record. Lineage: Eukaryota; Metazoa; Chordata; Mammalia; Primates; Lemuridae.
CUGUCCUGUUCUCCUGAGUCUAAAGGUCUACAUUCAGGUAGAGGCUGCCUAAUCACAGACAACUGGGUUGGUUGGUUGCCGUAGUCCCAGGGAAGAAUAGGAGGUGGAGAAAGUCUAAUCUGAACUCAAGAUAGGGUCCUGCAUGAGAGAGAAAUUUGCUACACUUUCAGUUGAAAUUUGGACUCUAAAUCCCAAGAGAAGGCACCAGUAGCUCAGUUAGUACUUCUUGUUGAGGCUUGCAAGAGACAUUGCAUCUCUAACAGUGUUUACCCAUCCAAAAAAGAGAUCCUGACUUGGUAUAUAAACCUACUGCCACUUCCGGUUAUCUUUCAUCACUUGCCUGAGCUUGAAAAGGUAAUGAAUGGUUUGUGUUCUAAGAAAAGAGGCUUUUUCCCAAGACCUGAGGCUUUCUCAUUCCCACCAGCUGGGCCCAUUGCUAAAAUGCUUUCUAGUGGGCUUGCUUCUGCCUGGCCAGCACCUGGGCUGCCCCAGCUUGUAAUUAGCCUGCCUUUGCUUCAUAAGCUUCCCAGGGUGGUUCUUCUUCUAAGAGCUUGUAUGAAUUGCUAUUACUGUCUCUUUAUAGUUUAAAAAUGAAUCCUUUUUUGUUCUUUGCAACUCAUUUGCUUUUUUCUUUUCUUUUCUUUUCUUUAAAUUACUAUUAACACCUGUUGAUUCUUUUUUUUUCUGAUUGGCCUGUCACUGCAUUCCUGCUCCCCCUCCCUCUAGCUGGGUUUGUCAAGUCGCCCAUGUCAGAAACUAAGCUCACGGGGGACGCCUUUGAGCUGUACUGUGACGUGGUCGGGAGCCCCACGCCAGAGAUCCAGUGGUGGUACGCAGAAGUCAACCGGGCAGAGUCUUUCAGACAGCUGUGGGACGGUGCUCGGAAGCGCCGUGUCACCGUAAACACCGCCUACGGGUCAAACGGCGUGAGUGUGCUGAGAAUAACCCGGCUCACCUUGGAGGACUCUGGGACUUACGAGUGCAGGGCCAGCAACGACCCCAAGAGGAAUGACUUGAGGCAAAACCCCUCCAUAACAUGGAUUCGAGCCCAGGCCACCAUAAGCGUCCUUCAGAAGCCAAGGAUUGUCACCAGUGAAGAGAUCGUUAUUCGAGAUAGUCUUCCUGCUCUCCCCGUCACCCUGCAGUGUAACCUCACCUCCAGCUCUCACACCCUUACAUACAGCUACUGGACAAAGAAUGGGGUGGAACUGACUGCCACUCGUAAGAAUGCCAGCAACAUGGAAUACAGGAUCAGUAAGCCGAGAGCUGAGGAUUCAGGCGAAUACCACUGUGUAUAUCACUUUGUCAGCGCUCCUAAAGCAAAUGCCACCAUCGAAGUGAAAGCUGCUCCUGACAUCACUGGCCAUAAACGGAGCGAGAACAAGAAUGAAGGGCAGGAUGCCACGAUGUACUGCAAGUCUGUUGGCUACCCUCACCCAGAGUGGAUAUGGCGCAAGAAGGAGAACGGUAUGCCCAUGGAGCUUGUCAAUACUUCUGGCCGCUUCUUCAUCAUCAACAAGGAAAAUUACACCGAGUUGAGCAUUAUGAACCUUCAGAUCACAGAAGACCCUGGCGAGUAUGAAUGUAAUGCUACCAACUCUAUUGGCUCCGUCUCCGUUGUCACCAUCCUCAGGGUACGGAGCCACCUGGCCCCACUCUGGCCUUUCUUGGGAAUUCUGGCUGAAAUUAUCAUCCUUGUGGUGAUCAUUGUUGUGUAUGAGAAGAGGAAGAGGCCAGAUGAGGUUCCUGAUGAUGAUGAACCAGCUGGGCCAAUGAAAACCAACUCUACCAACAAUCACAAAGAUAAAAACUUGCGCCAGAGAAACACAAAUUAAGUACUGCUCAUAAUAUCUUUAGGUUCCUGAAACUGGUGGCAACAUGACCUGCUAAAUUUUCUGCUUGGACCUCUUUGGUUCUCUCCCCUUUCAAGUGAGCAACACCACGAUGACUGUCUAAAGCAUGCCUUAUUUAGCCUCUCCUGUAAGGGUGACCUAGCCAGGUAUAUUUUAAACAAUGCUUCAAUGUAGAAGGUGUAAACUAUUUUGGGCUUGAUGUGCUGUGAAUGUUGCUUUUUUUUUUCCUUUGUUAAAAUAUUUAAAUAGAAGUGAAAAGGUCCUCUGAGGAUCAGAUCAUGCAUGCGCCAUUUUUUACUUAAUGCAGCUGUUAAAUUGGCAAAGCUCUAAAAUGCACUGCUGCCAUCUAGUGAUACAUUUUUGUAAAGUACAGCAAAACCUACAGAUAUAUACAGUAUAUAAAUAUAUAUAUAUAUAUUUAUAUUUUUGGGGAUGGGAGAAAUCCAAAAUAAAGUAAAUGCUCGUUUCAUUUUUAAGCUGCUGAUAUUCAUUCCUUAUUGUAUGUUGUCAGAUGAGGAAAUGUGUAGUUCUGGUACAUAAAGAUGAGUAAUAUAAACUGAAAUCUAUAAUUUUAAGGGCUUAACCUAUGACUUUAAUAUGAAGCUGGAACAGUCCACUGAAUGAGUAAAAUGAAUUGCAGUAUAUACAUGAUUGCUUUUUAAGUGAUUAUUUUUUUCUUUUGUUAAAUCGUGUAAAUUCUUAAAUCCUUUUGCACUGAUGUGUUGAACCUUAUUCUUGUACAUUCAAUCAAGGCAAACUUUUAUAAUUUUCCUUUUGUUUUCAAUGACCUUGAAAUGUUAUGGCAUGGUGAUAUUCUAUGCAACUAUAGUUACACUUUUUGGUUUGACACUGUAUUUUUUCACAUUGAUUUAAUGGUUGAUGGUAGAUUUUAUAACCUAACGGUUCUCAUGCGGUGCAUAACUGUAGAUGCAUGUACUUGUGUUUUGUGUAAUUGUUGAAGUGCAAUGAUGUAUAAAAAAAAGUGGAUUCACCUGUUUUUAAAAAUAAAACAUUGAUAAAAGGUG